Chroicocephalus ridibundus (black-headed gull) is the source of this 1594-nucleotide messenger RNA. Its product is annotated as aldo-keto reductase family 1 member B1-like. The transcript is spliced from 10 exons. Gene Ontology annotation, molecular function: aldose reductase (NADPH) activity. Gene Ontology annotation, cellular component: cytosol. The coding region runs from base 249 to 1199 and encodes 316 amino acids. NCBI's taxonomy places the organism in Eukaryota, Metazoa, Chordata, Aves, Charadriiformes, Laridae. The record is from RefSeq and is a predicted model, not a curated record.
UAAGAAACUUCACUGGGAGGAGCAGUACAAAGGGCACACCACUGCCACACCCCAGGGGAUUGAUCACCUCUGCAAUUUUUAAUUGAUUUUAGCUUUCAUGUUAACCUGCGUGAGCUGAGUCUACAGAGGAAAUGCCCCAGCCUCGUUUGCCAAAUGCGGAAGGACCCAGAGCACCGGCGCUGCCCUCGCCAGGGACCAGUCACUAUUAAACAAGUCAGGCAAGAGGCGGCUGCAGUGGGACUGCCCAGAUGGCAACCUACGUGCAGCUGAACACCACAGCCAAGAUGCCCCUCAUGGGGCUGGGCACCUGGAAGUCCCCAGCUGGGCAAGUAACAGCUGCAGUGAUGGCUGCCAUCGAUGCUGGGUACCGCCACUUUGACUGUGCCUACGUGUACCAGAAUGAGAAGGAAGUUGGGGAAGGGAUCCAGCAGAAAAUCAAGGAAGGCGUUGUGAAACGAGAAGACCUCUUCAUCGUCAGUAAGCUGUGGUGCACAUUUUAUGAAAAGCCUCUGGUGAAGGGAGCCUGCCAGAAGACUCUUGCUGACCUGAAACUGGAUUACCUGGAUCUCUACCUCAUCCACUGGCCGAUUGGUUUCAAGGCAGGAGACGAGCUGUUUCCCAAAGAUGAGAAAGGUAUGGCUAUACCGAGCAACGCUGAUAUUCUACAGACAUGGGAGGCCAUGGAAGAGCUGGUGGAUGCUGGUCUGGUAAAAGCCAUUGGAAUCUCCAACUUCAACCAUGAGCAGAUUGAAAGACUCCUGAACAAACCAGGACUGAAGUACAAGCCUGCAAAUAACCAGAUUGAAUGUCAUCCAUACCUUACCCAGGAGAAGCUGAUCAAGUACUGUCAAUCCAAAGGGAUUGCUGUGACAGCGUACAGUCCCCUUGGCUCUCCUGACAGGCCAUGGGCUAAGCCUGAGGAUCCUUCCCUUCUGGAUGACCCCAAGAUCAAAGAGAUUGCAGCCAAGCACAACAAAACCCCAGCACAGGUUCUCCUUCGCUUCCAGAUCCAGAGAAAUGUGAUUGUGAUCCCCAAGUCUGUCACACCACUGCGCAUUGCAGAGAACUUCAAGGUCUUUGACUUUGAAUUGACUAAAGAGGAGAUGGCAACCAUUCUCAGCUUUAACAGAAACUGGAGGAUCUGUACAAUGAGCAUGUCCAAAGUUCACAAGGACUACCCUUUCCAUGCAGAAUACUGAAGAUGCUUGUAACACAGCCUUCACUAGACCUCUGGUGUCUCAUGUGCCUCUGCUCUAACUUUGAGCUGUCUAGUUAGCUAGUUUUCCUACUGCACAUGCCCUGCUUCUGACAGCGCAGACACGGGAUGUUUAUCCCAUUAAAUUUGCUUGAAUUCUUUUUUUUUUUUGAAGAAGGAAAAGAGUAUUUUCUACAAAAGUAAAUACGGGAUGUGAUAAUUUUCUCCUUAUUAGAAGAGAGGAUUACUACUGAAGAGCCUAGGCAGAGCUGCUAUGCAGAAAACAAGGAGCGUUUACACCACCAUUCAGUGAUUGCCUUCAGUCUUGCAUCAGCAGAAACCAUACGUUGACAAACCACAAAAAAAAAAAACAAAAAACCACAAUUUCAUCAGAAGUGU